CGCCCGCGUAGUCCUGGGCCCCGAGCCGCCCUCCGCCCGACACCGCGCCCGGACAAGUUACAGAUGAGGAAGGCACCGCACUAGGCGCCCCCGUCAUGGCAGCUCCGUGGAAGAGCGCUCUGCUGCUGCUUCUGGCAUCUCAGGCUGUGUCCUCGGUGAACGCCUCUGACGAGGAGGACGUUCCAGAAGAAUGGAUCCUUCUGCACGUUGUUCAGGGUCAGAUAGGAGCUGGGAAUUACAGCUAUUUGAGGUUAAAUCAUGAGGGAAAGAUAGUUCUUAAGAUGCAGAGCUUGAAAGGUGAUGCGGACCUGUAUGUAUCCGAUAGCACCCUCCACCCGAGCUUUGAUGACUACGAGUUACAGUCUGUCACUUGUGGCCAGGACGUGGUUUUCAUACCAGCGCACUUCCAGCGCCCCGUGGGAAUAGGGAUUUAUGGACAUCCAUCUCACCACGAGAGUGAAUUUGAAAUGAAAGUGUAUUAUGAUACAACGAUCGAACAGCACCCGUUUGGUGAGACUGCUUAUUCAGACGGUACAGAUACGAGUCGUAAGCAGGCUUAUGCUCCAGAAGAUGCAUCUCAAGAAGAGGAAUCUGUUAUUUGGACGAUAUUAAUUAGUAUUUUGAAAUUGGUACUUGAAAUUCUUUUUUGAUUCUUCGAACAUACUGUGGAGUAUAAUACUCUUAAUCUGUGAAGCUGAGUGCAGUUCGCUGUGAACCUAGCUAACUUGUACCUGGUUGGAAUUCUGAUUACCUUUCCUAAAUGGGGGAUGGAAAAAUAAAGCCAUACAGUUUUCUUACCUCAGUCACCCCAGAAGUAUGAAAAGCAUCAAGCACGGUAUUUAUUUUCUUUCUAAACAUCAAAAUUCCUGUAAAAGGAAUGUGCAUAAUAAAAUGUUUAAACCCCAUUUUGAUUAGUUUGUCAGGUGACUAAACAGAUGAU
Kogia breviceps (pygmy sperm whale) is the source of this 940-nucleotide messenger RNA. RefSeq names its product chromosome 13 C6orf120 homolog (gene C13H6orf120). Lineage: Eukaryota; Metazoa; Chordata; Mammalia; Artiodactyla; Physeteridae. The record is from RefSeq and is a predicted model, not a curated record.